Messenger RNA from Lolium rigidum, 1388 nucleotides. Its product is annotated as RNA-binding protein 25-like. Gene Ontology annotation, molecular function: RNA binding. The record is from RefSeq and is a predicted model, not a curated record. Gene Ontology annotation, biological process: mRNA processing. NCBI's taxonomy places the organism in Eukaryota, Viridiplantae, Streptophyta, Magnoliopsida, Poales, Poaceae. Gene Ontology annotation, cellular component: nucleus. The coding region runs from base 36 to 1067 and encodes 343 amino acids. The transcript has 5 exons.
GUGAGCUCAAAGUUUCAUCUCUAUCCCGUUCCCCCAUGGAUUCCUCUUCCAGGUCGGCUGGCGGCGGUGGUGAUGACGGCGGGAGCCGCCAUCGAAGCCAUGGGAGUCAGGUGGAAGGAAGCAUGCCCCACGACAGGAAGGCGAGAGCAAAGGAGAAAGAGAAGAAGCGGCCCAGCGAGCAAGGGGAGGAGAGCGACCAGCGGCGCCGGGAAGAAACUGAGCGGGGAGGCGCGAGGCGGCGACGCGAGCGCGAGGGCGUGGACUACAAGGAGGAAGAGAAGAUCGAGAAGAAGAGGUCUAGCGGGCGAGGAAGGGAUAGCGACCGGAGGCGCGAAGGAAGUACGUGGGAAGUCGUGAAGCGGCGACGCACGCUCGAGGACGAGGACUACUCGGAAGAGAGUGGGAGGCGGCGGAGCCAAGAAAGGGAGGAAGAGGAGAAGCGAUUGCUCCACGAGAAAGAAAAGAAGGCGGGGAGGGAGGAGAAAGAGAGGCGGAGCUACAGGAGCCGCGAGGAAGAGAUGAGGCGGCAGCGAGAGAAGUUGAGCCGCGAGCAAGACAGGAUGGCGGAGAGGGACAAGCCCAGGGGAAGCUACUCGAGCCGCGGGGAAGAGGUCAAGCAGCAGCCAGAGAAGUUGCUCGGCGAGCCAGAGAAGUACAAGCAGCAAGGGAAGGACAUCAAGCAGGAGCGGGUGAGCAGAUGGGACAAGAAGACUCCUACCGACUUCCCGCCUAGCUGUCCUUUAGCGCCUCCCAUUGAAGAUGUGACAACUUUAUCAAAUAAGAAUGAUCACAGAUCCAUAGUUUUGCGUAAUGUGUUCGAUAGAACUGUGAAGAGUGUGGGUGAUGAAUUUUAUGAUGGCAUCAGUCAUGAUUUUGCGGAGAAGACAGUCCGCUGUGGACAAGUCCAUGACACUUAUGUGGAUAAGUACUAUGGAAAUGUCUACAUGCUAUUUGACUCUGCAAGUUCUGCAAACAAGGCCGUGCAGAAGUUGGAUGGGACUUACUAUGGUGACAAAUUGAUAACCGCGUCAUUAUACGAUACUGGAAAGUUCAUGACACUGCACUAGGCUAAGGAGCUGGGACAUGUGCUGAGCCUGAAGAAAUACUUUAUUAAAUUAACGAGGGGCUAAUUAGGAGCAACAUGGGAAAAAUCUAUUGGAACUGUAGGACUUACAAAUGAUCAAUGCACUUGCAUUAUGAAUCGCAGAGAGUUGCGAACUAGUAUUGGAUGUGCAAACUAGUAUUAGAUGUGCAACUGCUCAACUUCACUUUGAUAAGCAGCAGUUUGCAGUCACUGUUUUGUGCUUAAUCAAAUUGAUUGUUGAAAUGGUGAUUGUAAGUCACUUGCCAAAGAAGCCAAGCAAUCUACAUUGAUUAGGUUAAUAUUA